Pelobates cultripes (western spadefoot toad) is the source of this 20157-nucleotide messenger RNA. The record is from the annotation of a GenBank genome assembly. Lineage: Eukaryota; Metazoa; Chordata; Amphibia; Anura; Pelobatidae.
ACCACGGCAUCACCAGGGGCAACCACAGCAUUACCAGGGGCAACCAGAACAUCACCAGGGGCAACUAGAGCAUCACCAGGGGCAACCAGAACAUCACCAGGGGCAACCACAGCAUCACCAGGGGCAACCAGAGCAUCACCAGGGGCAACCACAGCAUCACCAGGGGCAACCACAGCAUCACCAGGGGCAACUACAGCAUCACCAGGGGCAACCAGAGCAUCACCAGGGGCAACCACAGCAUCACCAGGGGCAACCAGAGCAUCACCAGGGGCAACCAGAACAUCACCAGGGGCAACCACAGCAUCACCAGGGGCAACCAGAGCAUCACCAGGGUCAACCAGAACAUCACCAGGGGCAACUACAGCAUCACCAGGGGCAACCACAGCAUCACCAGGGGCAACCAGAACAUCACCAGGGGCAACCAGAGCAACACCAGGGACAACCACAGCAUCACCAGGGGCAACCAGAGCAUCACCAGGGGCAACCAGAACAUCACCAGGGGCAACCACAGCAUCACCAGGGGCAACCACAGCAUCACCAGGGGCAACCAGAGCAUCACCAGGGGCAACUACAGCAUCACCAGGGGCAACUACAGCAUCACCAGGGGCAACCAGAGCAUCACCAGGGGCUAAAUCAGUCCGAUAUUGCGGCCCCAGUGGUUACAGGUAAUACAUGUGGUGGGGGAGGAAGGAGACAGUUACAUCUCAGGAAGGAAGACAUCUCACAGCUGGCAGGAUGUCUGUAACAUGAAGGGGCUGACAUGGUGGUCGGGUGUCCAUAAAGUGCUGGGGAGCUCUGUAAAUACCAGGGGAGCUCUGUUAAUACCAGGGGAGCUCAGAUAAGAUUAGAGCUCUAUAAAUACAUGGGGGGCUCUGUAAAUACCAGGGGAGCUCUGUAAAUACAUGGGGGGCUCUGUUAAUACCAGGUGAGCUCUGUAAAUACAUGGGGGCUCUGUUAAUACCAGGGGAGCUCUGUAAAUACCAGGGGAGCUCAGAUAAGAUUAGAGCUCUAUAAAUACAUGGGGGGCUCUGUAAAUACCAGGGGAGCUCUGUAAAUACAUGGGGGGCUCUGUUAAUACCAGGGGAGCUCUGUAAAUACCAGGGGAGCUCAGGAAAAAAGAUGGGAGCUCUGUAAAUACCAGGGGAGCUCAGUGAUAGAAUAAACAGAUUACAAGGAGUCUUAACUAGUAUCUCUGUUAACUAUGAGUGCUACUACCUCUCCCCUAAUAAUAAGAAUGAUGCAUGCUACACUUACACUAGUCCUGGAUAAAUUACUCACUGUGGACGAUUUAUAUUUUGCUUUAUUAUUUACUUCAUUGCAGCAAUAACUAAAGACAGGCAGAGUUUCCAUGAUUCAUCGCAGAGCUAGCAUAUUUAUUACUGACAUGUAUAAAGUGCCAACAUAUUCCACAGCGCUGUACAAUUGGAAAAAAGAUGGUACAAUAUAAACAGACCAAUACAAAAGGCAAAGCAGAGAUCUAUCCCGUAAAUCUAUAUUUUAUACGGAGUACUGUGCUAGAUAGCGGGUGAGUUUACAAUCUAAAGCAAGCACAUCCAUCCCAGACCUUUGUCACAUUAUUUUUAAUAUUUUACCAUACCGCAUCAUGGAAUUCCACAUUGACAGACACACUGAGUAAAGAGCCUAGUAACAAAUCAGAACAUACAGAAACAAUAUGAUACAGUACAUUUUGAGAGUUGCACCUGUAAGUUUACAAUCCUCCAAGAACAAUACAUUUCUUUUGCAUCCAAUCACAGCCCCUUCCCCCCAUCCCUCCAGAGGAUACAGCCGCAGAGCCCCCAUCCCUAAACAAUCCCUCCCACUGUCCCAUUACAGAAUCCCCUCCACGUCCCCCUUCACAUGUUCCUUCCCACUAAAUGUGAGCUCUGGCUGGCCACGUGACGUCAGCAUUAGACAGUUGUGUGAAUGGGCUGUCAGUUCCCUGAUGUUUGUCAGCAGAUAAAGUCUGUUUUUAGCCAAAGGCUGUGAAAACCCACACAUUUAAUUAUAGCUAUUUUGUUUCUGUUUCUGUUUUUUUGUUUUUUCUGCUUCGUUACUGGGCUAUUGCAUUGCAAAACAGAGAAACUAAUGAAUUCGUAUCCUUGUUUAGCAUUGUAUGUUCCUGUAUAUUUUCCUUUAAUGUUAAAUGAUAUCCAUAUUAACUCUCACCAGUUAGCUUUGUUUGCAUCGUGGGAACCGUGUGACUUCAAGAGAGGAAGAAACAUAUAUCUGUAUGUCUGUAAUAGAUAGAUAGAUGGAUAGAUUGACAGAUAAAACCAUUGUGACGGUCUGAAUAGGUAUCACCGUCUAGUAUUCCCUUAUCCCAAAAAAGUAUUAUCGCCAAUAAUCUACAUAGUAAAAUAUCGCUGGUAUCGCAAAAUAAUCCACACGUGAGCCAAAGCUUAAUGCUGGAACAAGACUGAUUUAAGGGAAGCACGGGCAUUCAAUUUAUACAAUAACAGGCUCCUCCUCUGAGCCAGCGAGAUAAUUGAGUUUUAGCAACAUACUUAAACUCAAUUAUCUGCUGGCCAGAAAAGUUAACAAUUUUCACUAUUUUCAGAAAUAUAUGUUAUACAUAUUAAAAUCAUCCUGGCUAGCUGAGGAUGAUGUGAGUAACAUAUCCAAAUUUCACGAAUAUCCAUUCGGUACUUUCCGAAUGGCACUUUGUGGAUGUUUGACCGGCUUACCACGAGGUUGUAUCCGACCAAGAGUUCCACAGAAUUGGUAGCAAGAGCCGGUCUCCGUUCGGAUGGAUUUGCAUGAAAACCGCCGUAGAUAUAGUAAAGAUGAUUCGUGGAGAAUGCUCCCCCUUGUUCGUCUGUUUGAAACACCUGAACGCCGUUCUUCUACCGUAUGUGGAAACCGUUCGUAUGGGACUUCCAUAGGGACCGGGUGUUUGUGCGAUUGCCAUGCCCAAAACAGUUCCAGGCACUCGACGACCAAGUCCCGCUGGCGGCGUUCGGGAGUUAAGAUGGCCGCCGUCCAUUGUUCUCACCACGUGCAUUUGUGUGCACGAAAUGGCGGCCGUCUAGGGGCAUUCAAUUAACUUGCGGUUUUCGUGUAGUUAUACAAGGUUCUGUUUUCUAUUUGGUACUCAGGGUGGUCUCCGUUCGGUAAAACGAAUAUUUUACCGAACAACGAAAAAAGAAACGAAUUGGUUCCAGUGCAUAAAACAGCAGGGAGUGGAAAUAACCGAACUGGUUGUAGGGAAUCCUUCACAACCAUCUUAAAGGAACAUUGCAAACAUUAAAAUGUAAUACAUUUCUUUUUAACAUUAUAGAGGUCAUUGCUCUGUUACAGUUACUACCUCCUUUUUAAAUAGAAUAAUGACAAAAAACAAACAGAUUAAAUUUAGCUGUAAUCCAGCGCUAGAACAUUCUGUUCCACCUUCUGAGAGAUCAUCAGUUGUGAUAAUUAUAGUCCACUAUCCAACCCACUGCUUUUCUAUGUUUCACACAUAUAUAUAUAUAUAUAUAUAUAUAUAUAUAUAUAUAUAAAUAUAUAUAUGUACAGCCUCUUUCCUUUUUACAUUGAUGUGCAAGUGUCAUCUAAUUAAAGGGAUCCUAUAGUGCCAGGAAUACAAACCCGUGGGUCUGAAGGGGUUAAAACCCCUUCAGCUACUUACCUGAAGCCAGCGGCAAUGUCCCUCGGAGUUGGGUCAGGCUCCUCCCACAUUCCUCCCCGCCAAGGUCAGCGGGCGGGGAGACCUAAUGCGCAUGCGCGGCAAUGGGAAUUAGACCCCCUCCCCCAUAGGAAAGCAUUAUUCAAUGCUUUCCUAUGGGGAAAACCUGACGCUGAAGGUCCAUGGAUUCCGGAAAGCCCUCUAGUGGCUUUCUGUUAGACAACCACAGAGGGCAGACUUUGUGCUGCAUUGUAAACAUUCUCUGGAACUGCACUUUCAUUACAUUGCAGCACUAAGUGCAAUAGGGAGACAGCACCCAGACCACUUCAAUUAGCUAAAGUGGUCUGGGUACCUUCAGUCCCUUUAAUCACUUUGGUGAGCUGAGUUCAAGAAGGAAAGUUCCAGGCUGUCUGAUUGAAGAGAGUCUCAGAGAGAGUUACAAUAGAUGUUUGACAUUUGUCUUUCUUAAAGCUUGUGUGCAGAAUUGAGUAAGAAAAUAAGACUGUGAUUAAACACAUAUGUUUAAGAAAUAAUACUUUUAGGGACGGAGUGAUCAGUGCAUGUUUGAUGGACUCUGGGCCUUUAAGAUAGAUACAUUAAGCAGAGCAACUGCAGUACAUUACUUGGAGUCUGUGAACUAUCUGAAUCGGCCAUGCCUUGGUUAGAACUGUAAGUGACGGCUCUCUGUGACAUAAGGCACAACAUUGGAGAACAUUCAGAGAAUACUCCCUGUAACGGACCGUUUUGCGCACAAGAGGUUAAAAACCGUUUAGGCGAUAUUCCCCUUUCAGAUGCACAGGCAGCUACUGCAAGCACCAAUCUCCCGAACAGGAAACACACGAAUUCUCCAACUCCCACACUGGAAACACACAAAUUCUCCAACUCCUGAACUGGAACCAUACAAAUGCUGUAAACAGCCAAACAGCAAAAACCAUACGAACAGUUUACACUCCUGGCAGUCGAACUGGAACAGCAUACAAUCCAAUUCCCCCCAAGAACGAGACGACACUUCGUUUGAGGAUCAAGCAGAACUGAUUUACUGGGGCUACCUGCCUGGCUUUUAUGCAGGUCUCCCACCUGGUGGACACUCGCCUAGGGGACCAGAUGGAAGACUGGGAAACAUAUUGGACAUUGACCAAUCACAAGCUUACAAUCCCACAAUGCAUUACAAUCCCUCCUCUCUGUCCUGGAGAUAAUUGGGAAGUAAUCCAAUUAUCUCCAAGGACAGAGGCAAAACUCCAUUAAUCACAUGGCAGACAAAGGACAAUAAAAGACAUAAAAUUACAUACUGUUACAUUUAUCACAUAGAACAUACACAUUCUACUUAUCCCCAGAUAGCUUAGAUCUGAGCGCCCAUUACUACCGGAUGGCGCUCAGAUCACAUACAUACAGUUCAGCCAAAGUUCAGCCAAAGUCUUUCAUACAGUCUUUCAGUAUACGGCUGGGCUCCAUGGCAUAGCUAUCUGGGGUAGCAUGGUUUAAACAGUAAAGUCCUGAAUGGACCGGUGUUCGGAUAAUUGACUGCAGGUCGGAGGGAGGUCGGCAGCUCAGCGGUGUUCGUGACUUUAACAGUCCGCAGAAAGGCACGAACAGCCUUUCUGCAGGGAAAAAGACAUGGGGCCAUAGUCACAGGGCAGGAGGCUGGCAAUCAGUCUUCUCCAAUGCCCAGUGGCGAGGUUGGUUCCGCCACACUCCCAACUACCCUAUUCUAUUGCCCCCAUCAUUUAAGCAAUCAGCUGUUGUUACUAAAUCUCAGGGUUUAGUGAAAAGAAAUCCAUUAAAGGUCAGGAAUGACUAUUUUAUUAGCAUAUUCUAUUUAUUUAGUAACAUUGGUGUUCUUUAAUUUGCAGGACAAACCAUGGAAGAUCAGAUGGAAACAUCUACAAUGUCGACAACGUUGCAAAACACCCUGAUUCAAUAUCACUGCUUUCCAGAAACCGAGUGGCACUUAGCCAAGAAAACGGUGAGCAUGAGUGUUUUUGGACUGUUUUCCCCAAUUCUAUUGGGUACUUUGUUUUAAUAUAGAUAUACCACUGAUGAAUAACCAACCUCGUGCCCCAUGCCAUGACUAAGCUUUGCUCCUUAUCGUAGUUAUCAAGGAUCUUAAAUCUGCCCAAGGUCAGUGUUAACAGUCAGUGUAGACGUCAAUGUGCAAAGACUUCCAUGUGCGCCUUCUGUAACAAUCAUACCUGUACUUGGCCCAGCUGUUAUCUCUGCUAUAAGAAUUUCACCCAGGCACUUAUCAUUAGAACGUCAGAUAAUGUAUCUUGAUUUAAAAUAGCUCAGGCAGGGAAAACAUGUAUUAUUAUCUUGACCUAUGUGUAGAAAUUAUGGCUGUCUCUUAGGAACUGGUGAUAGAAGCUUUGCAAUGUCAUUUAUUGUCAAAUAUAAAAGUAUAGUCAGCAAGUUCAAUUUCAUGAGUUUUGUUGGAAGGUUAAACAUGCUAAAGUAAAGAAAAUGAAAUCAUAUUAUUUCUCUUGAACAUAUUCUGGUUCUGUUUUAAGAUUAUGGAGGGUGUUAAGUAAAUGGGUAACUUUGUCUGAUAGAGGAGAUGAAAAGCAAUGAAAUGAGAUCAACGAGGUAGAACUGUGAUGGGCAAAAAAGAGUGCAAGAGAAAGUAAACUUAGGGAAGAAUAGCUGAGGUAGAGGGAAGAAGAGCUGAAGUAGAGGAAAAGGAGCUCAGACAGAGGAAAUGAACCGAGACAGGUAAGAUGAGCCGAGACAGGUGAGAUAAACUGUGACAGAUGAACUGAGACAGGUGAGAUAAGUUGAGACAGAUGAGUUGAGACACGUAAGAUGAGCUGAGACAGAUGUGCUCAGACAGGUAAGAUGAGCUGAGGCAGGUAAGAUGAGUUGAGACAGAUGUGCUCAGACAGGUAAGAUGAGCUGAGACAGAUGUGCUCAGACAGGUAAGAUGAGCUGAGGCAGGUAAGAUGAGCUGAGACAGGUAAGAUGAGCUGAGACAGAUGUGCUCAGACAGGUAAGAUGAGCUGAGGCAGGUAAGAUGAGCUGAGACAGAUGUGUUCAGACAGGUAAGAUGUGCUCAGGCAGGUAAGAGGAGCUGAGACAGGUAAGAUGAGCUGAGACAGAUGUGCUCAGACAGGUAAGAUGAGCUGAGGCAGGUAAGAUGAGCUGAGGCAGAUGUGCUCAGACAGGUAAGAUGAGCUGAGACAGAUGUGCUCAGACAGGUAAGAUGAGCUGAGGCAGGUAAGAUGAGCUGAGACAGAUGUGCUCAGACAGGUAAGAUGAGCUGAGGCAGGUAAGAUGAGCUGAGACAGAUGUGCUCAGACAGGUAAGAUGAGCUGAGGCAGGUAAGAGAUGAGCUGAGACAGAUGUGCUCAGACAGGUAAGAUGAGCUGAGGCAGGUAAGAUGAGCUGAGACAGAUGUGCUCAGACAGGUAAGAUGUGCUCAGACAGGUAAGAUGAGCUGAGGCAGGUAAGAUGAGCUGAGACAGAUGUGCUCAGACAGGUAAGAUGAGCUGAGGCAGGUAAGAUGAGCUGAGACUGUGCUCAGACAGGUAAGAUGAGCUGAGGCAGGUAAGAUGAGCUGAGACAGAUGUGCUCAGACAGGUAAGAUGAGCUGAGGCAGGUAAGAUGAGCUGAGACAGAUGUGCUCAGACAGGUAAGCUGUGCUCAGACAGGUAAGAUGAGCUGAGGCAGGUAAGAUGAGCUGAGACAGAUGUGCUCAGACAGGUAAGAUGUGCUCAGACAGGUAAGAUGUGCUCAGGCAGGUAAGAUGAGCUGAGACAGGUAAGAUGAGCUGAGACAGAUGUGCUCAGACAGGUAAGAUGAGCUGAGGCAGGUAAGAUGAGCUGAGACAAGUGAGAUAAGCUGAAACAGAUGUGCUCAGACAGGUAAGAUUAGCUGAGACAGGUACAAUUAGCAGAUCAGGGAAGAAGAGCCAAAUUAGGAAAAAGGAAACUGAGACAGGGAAAUGAAGCUGAGCCAGAAGUAGUGAUUCUGAAAUAGAAAGAAGCUGAGGCAGGGAUCUACGACUAUAUUUAGUUCCAUUGCUUGAAGGCACAGCCCUUAUCGGAGCUCACUCCCAUUUUAUUCCAUUAUAUAUUUAAGAUUUCCAUUUGGUAACAGUCACUACCCACUUUAGUGAGUAAUAACUGGUUGGUAAACCUGCUGACAGAGCUGAAAGUGAGCCAGUGAACUGUUAAAUUGUUAUCUAUGUAUCCUUGUAAAUAAAUGCUACAAAUCAGAAAAAAAAAAAUAUAUAUAUAUACACAUUUCCUUAUAAUAUUGAAUAAGAAGAGAAGCAUCUCAGUUCAUUAUCGUAGUUAUUCCUACUGAAUAUUUUUCAAAGUCUGUACAAUAUUAUUUCAAUGGUUUUCUUAUAAAUGAUUUCAUUAAAGCUCUUAAAAUAUAAAUGACGUACUAAUGAAUUGUAAGCAGAGUGAUUGAUACUCUUGUUUUUGCUUUUUCCAGAGUGAUGUAACAGUGUGGCGGAGAUCCUCUGAGGAAUUUGGCGGUUCGCUGUAAGUAUUUGUAAGUGUGUUAACCACGGCACAACGUUACAUAUGUUGUUAACAAACAAAAUCGUUUGAGCUGUGAUAGACAGACAGGUGGACGGAAGGACAGACUGACAUUCACUAAACAAUGAGUUGUGCUGCGCUGACAAAUUGUCGUGGCAAAAUUUACACCACGACUUAACUCUUUCCCACACAUUUUACAAGUCGUCUCUCAGUUAACCACAACUCACGUUUUGGUGUAUUGACCCCAAAGUCAUAUGCUCUACUUGGUAACCAAUCAUGUUUUAAAAUUUCAUAGUGUAUGGAGAGGUCAUCUAAUUAAUUGUACACCGUAAUGAAUGAGGACCCUAAUCUUGGGCAAAACCUAAAUAUCAGUCUAGGAAUUUUUUAUAAUGUCUCUAGAAACCAUUGAGCCCCUUAUUUUCCCAAAAUACAGGGUUUACUGUAUCCCCCAUUCUUUUUAUAUGUCUUUCUCUCUCUCUCUGUAAAAUAAUGCAAUAACGUAUAAGGAGAGAAUGAGCAGUAAUUGUACGAUAAGCUGUAAUAAUACAGUAAAUAAUAAACUAUGUGGUGCUUCCCGGGUAUGUGUCAGGUGUUAUACCUAGUUUUCUGUGUAUUACAGCUACAAAUGUGAAGGCGUAGUUAAAGAUGUCUAUAGCCGAAUUGUGGAUUACAUCCGCCCCGGACCUUACAGACUGCAGUGGGACAGCUUAAUGACAGAGAUGGAUAUAAUCAAGGAGAUAGAUCAGGUAAGUGAUUUAUUGGGUAGUUAAUCUUCUCAUUUGACAAUGGAAUCGAUAUUUUCUACAGGGUAUACAUGCAUGUUUUGUUAUUACUUCAAUAUGUCUGUAUACAAGACAUAAAAAGGUAGGUGUGCGUCACCAUCAGUAGGAUAUAUGGUUUAGUACACUGAUGCUGUAGUUUCCAUAUUAUAGACUAUAGACAAUUAAGCUUGAUUUAGAGCAUACUCUGUUAGCUUCUUAAGGACUUGCAGCUUCUCUCUCUCUGAGCGGUUUAUUCAGUAAACUGGAAAUUAUGGGAAGCAAUAAGGGAAUUGCGAGUUUUAGCCAAAGAACUAAGCUGGAAAAAUAGCUACAUGGAUGAAGAUUUCCAAACUGGCUAAAAUGUACAUUUCCCACAAAUCACGGUUUACAGCCUAACAGAGAGUGCCUUACACACAGGAUCCCCCAUGAGUCUUUGACUCAUACAAUGGUGCGUUACCCCGACAUUGGAGGGACACGUCACAGAGCAUGACAGGGUGAGGGGGGGGUCAUCACUACUCUUGACCGAAGCUGGCGAAACGCACAGGGGAGGUGGGGGGAGCAGCAACUGACUCAAUACACACACCAUGAGCCAGGGGGACCCAGACAGCACUCAAGACAACAAGAGGGGACCAAGGCACCUACACGCCAGACUCUGAUAUCCACUGACUCAGAGUUAGCGCUGGGGGACUUACAACCCCAUCAUACACUCGCACAUAGCGACUGGUACGCACCCGCACCAACACCGCACACGCUUCUACACCUAUAUGCUGUGAGCCUACUCUCUAUGUGAGACCUGCAUGUCUCAGCUAUCCUUGUUCAGAUGGGGAUCUGCAUAUCCCACUUUGCCAGAUGCUUCCACCUCUACUCGAAACCUGUGUGUUUCCGCAUCCUUAUAAUCUGUAUUCCUGUUGAAAUUUUGACAAUUUUCUUUUCUCAAUAAAGAGAUAUUUACAACAACAAACAAAAUUACGUUUCCCCUGUGGAUGCUACACGAUAAUUUUAUAGAAAUAUUUUCACGGACACAAGGUGAGGAUUUGUGAAGGUUUCAGUAAUUGCGUUGCAUGUUUUAUGUAUACAUUUUAUCUAUUAUGCUUAUUAUUUUAGACUCCUAUGUUUAUGCAUCCCCUCUUUGGGCAUCCUCUGUCCCUUGCUCAAGCAUAUAAGAUACCAGAUUUUUGGAUAAACUCUGGAGAGACAGUGGACUUCACAACCCAAAUAGAAGCAUGUAGAAUACUGGCUGAAAAUAUAUUACUGAGUGCUGUAUUGACAGUGGGCUCUGUGACACUUUGGCCAAGUAUAUAUGGAACUAAUUGUUUUUAUAUCAGUGUUUUAGGUCUCCAUAACCCACUAGAGAUAUUAUCCUCACAUACUACUGGUCCAAUGAUGGGAAGAACGAAGGGCAUUCAGUACUAUCUUAACAGUUUUCAAUGUCCCCUUCAUGUUAUUGCCUUGUUAAAUGAGGAUCCACAAGACCCUCCUUUUAUUAUUUUGCAUUGGGAAAGUGCCCAGCUUUCCUAGGAUAAUACUGGCUCUUGAGGACCAAUUUUUUUUCAUUUUAAGUAAUUACUCAAUUUAAUUAUUUAUCUGGUUUUGUUUCAAGAAUGCAGCCAAAAACAGAAUGUAGCAUUUGCAAUGAAUCCACAGAAUCUACAAAAUACUCCCCUAUACAGUCUGUCUAUGCCGAAAAAAGAGUUUCUGAAUGCUAAUUGUUUUUCUAUUGUUGUUAUUAGUUUGCAAUGGGCAGCAUGAAUUUAGUAGAUUAAGCAGGACCUAUUGUCACUUUAAUAACAUAUAUAUCUUAAAGGAACAUGCCAAUGCUAAGAACCAAUAUUUGGUGUUAAUGUUUGGGGUGCUCCUUCAACUCAAUACAUGCCAGACGCACCCCAAACACCCUAAAAAUACAUUUUACUUAACUUUUUCUCCAGUGAUAAGUGCUUUCUCGUCAUUGCUCCACUUCACCUCUGAAAAACGAUAUUGGCUCAUGCGCAGCAACUCCUGCAAAUCCACCAAUCAAAUGCAGAGAAUGCAACAAUUAACCAAUAGAAUGCUUUUUAUAAGGAAUCCUUAGACUAAUGCCUCUCUAUGGAAGUUCUCACUGAAGUUCGGCUUGAAUGAUCUUACAAGUAGAGUGAAUCUGGACGUCCUCCUAGCUGUCAGCUUGACUGCCAGGGUAAUGUUUCUAAAUUAAUUCAUAAAAGUGCAGAGUUUUUUUGAAAUCAGCACUUUUAUGUCUUGGGAAAAGGUGAACAUGCAGUUAAUCCCUAAAGCACUUUAGUAAGUUAAACUGCUCUAGCAGUCUGGAGUGUACCUAUGAGAUUAUUUCAAAUGUAAUGCCUAAAUAAUUAUACUUCAUUUUAUUUUUUCAAUCUCUUUGAAGUUCUGAUUUUACUAAUAUUAAUUUAUUUAUGAAAAAGAAAACCAUUCACAGCUGGAUGGCUUAAACUAAAAAAAAUUAGUUAAUUCUACGAAGUGAAGCUUAGUGACCAGGAGAGUCUGUGGCCUGCGGUUCCUUCUUCUAAAUAAAGUGAUUAUCUGUAAUAAUCGAGACCUGCUUGGAAACACCAUCGCAAGCAGCCUCAACUUGUAGUAAGUUGUAAAAUCUUAACUACCGGUGCUCCUGGCUUCUCUUUAUUCCCCCUCUGUUUGUGUAAGAUGGAAAAAUAAAGCUGUUUAUAAUUUAAAACAUUAUCACGGGUUGAGAUUACUUCUAUGGCGUUUCCUGAUAUAGGUCCAGUCAUCGCAGAUAAUCAGUCCAACAUCGGUUUAUACCGUGUGUAAUAUGUCAGACUGUGACUUUGCUUAUUUUUUGAUAUCCAUCAGCUGUUGGCUCAUGGAUGCAGUUCUUAAGCAGAGUUUAAAAUACAGCUGAUUUGAAAAUCAGAAGACCAAAAUACUUGUUAUUUGAAUAGAAAUCUCAAUGUUUCAUUAUCACAAUGUAUGCACGCUCUAUAUAUUAUCCAGAGUAAGUUUUUUGUUUUAAUAUAUUUUUUUUCGUUGACCUGAUAGCAUCGCUGUGUGAUGCGCUACACAACUGCCGGUCAACUUUUGAACAUCAUCUCUCCCAGGGAAUUUGUUGACUUUUCCUACACCACACCGUAUGAGGAUGGACUUUUAACUUGCGGUAUGUUUUUUAUGGUUUUUUUCCUGUGUAGACACUGUGUUAUUAUAUGGAGAGUACUCUACAUAACAAAAACCCUGCAAUCAGUGCACCUUAACCUUUUAUAAAGCAUGAUAAAGAUUGCUGGAGUCUUUGACUCAAUAUAUUAUUUCUUCCUUCCCAAAGAUCUAUACAUGAGCUAACGUUCAUUUUCAAAUUAAAUGUACCCCAUAAAGCCCCAGUUAACAUAGCAUUAAACCUGUAGAUAAAUACGAUUUUCUUCCAUUUAGAAACUCUGCAUUUCUGCAGAGGAACUUUAAACUGUGUCACUACCUCCUUCGUCUUAAAAAUCGAUAUAAACAUUUGAAUAGCAAGUCAUGCUUGGAUUCUAGAAUCAAAGAUGAUUCUGAGAACAGUAAAUACACUGUAGAGAUAAUUUGAGGACUGCCUUACAAUGACCUGUAUAAUACAGAUGCUUACUGUAACUGUACUUAUUAUAUGGAGGUAUUAUGCACACACACAUUUUCUCUCCAUGUCGAUGACAUUUUUUUCAGAAAACUACAUUCCCAAAAAUGGCCUCAGGCUCCUCACAAAUUUCCAAAUGAUCUGAUUGAACUAAUUUUUGCAAUUGUGAGUUUAUGUUAUGUCACAGUUUUGUGAGCUUUAACAGCGUGUCAUUUAUCACAAGCAAAGCUUGUAUUGGAUGCUUUUUCUAUUUGUUAAAUUUUUUAAUGAACACAAAUAAAUUUAAAACAAGAUUCCAAACAGUUUAGCGCUAUUUAAACUUAGUUUAUUUCGUUUUAUUUAAGCUACCCAAGCUAUAUUAAUAUUUACUGUAGUUACCACUGGCAGAUCUGUCAGGUUUUCAGUGUCAGUGAUUGAGAAAUGGAAAGUGUUCGAGUAUGUGAUGUCUGCAGCCAGCCAGAAGCUGUAAUUACUCACUAACACCCAGGAUUACACUGUGAAGAUAAGAGGACAUUAUAGCUUGUAAUUACUAACCUCUGUAUGUUACUAUACUGCCUCCUAAUUGGUUAAGUGUAUUUACAAUGAGAAACAACACCAGCCUGAUAUGUUUAUAUAUUUUAUAUAAUUCUCUCCCUCCAAUUUGAUCAGGAUAUGUUCCGAUACUGAGCUCAUCUCAAUUAGCCCAAGAUCACAGGAGAGACAUGUUGGCCUUAAGGCGUAUGUGCUUGAUGGAUCUAUUUUUAAAAAAAUAAUAAUUGUGCAGUCUCUUUUAAUUUUUUUUUUUUAAUUUUACUUUUACAAAGACAUUUCGGCUGAAUUUUAUAGAUCUUGGUUCCGUUCAGCAUAGCAUAGUGAAUUUUGCGGAAUGCAUGAGUAAACCUUCUAAUUUGUUGUAUUGCUGGGAAGAAAACUUUUCAAAUUUAGCUAUUUUGGCUUAAUUACGAAAUUUUAUUUUUGGGUUAUUACUAUUUUCUGUUAAAUCGUUAUUUAAUUUGUUAAAUAUUAUAUCUGGGUUUAUUUGAUAAACAUCAAGCUGUGGUGUAUUGAAAACCGAAUUGGAAAUUGUAGGCAAAAAUAGCUUAUAUCAAAAAUUCUCCAUCUUGGCUAUAGUCGUAGAUUGGGUAUUUUAACCUGUAAUUUAAUAUAUUAUUGGCUUUUAGUUUAUAGCAAAUUAGUGUUUACUUAAUAAACCCCAUCAAUUUUAUUCUCAACUUAACUUUAUGCUCUGCUGCUCUGUUAACAGGUGUUAGCACUGAACACGAAAUUGUUCGACCUAAUUGCGUCCGUGGAUUUAAUCACCCAUGUGGCUGGUUUUGUGUGCCUCUUCCGGACAAUCCUGAAAGCAGCUUGCUGACUGGCUACAUUCAGACAGAUCUACGAGGGAUGCUUCCUCAUAAGACUGUUGACCUUGCAAUGGCAGGUUCACUUGUUAAUUUUUAUACUGACCUCAGAAAGGCGCUUAAAGAGUGAAUCUUCUUUCAGGGUCACCAUUAUAUGGGACAAACAAUACAUUUUAGCUGUACAUUACUAGCCAUGGAAAUACGUAUCCAAAUACAUCUAAUAGGCUAUGACCCAAGGUUUCUUGUUUUUUUCAGUGAAAAAAAUCUUUUUAAUGCCAUGUUUACCCUUAUUAGAUUGUAUGAAGAAGAAAAAGCACAUAUUUUUACUAGUUAACAUGGAAGUAGAUUAGACGUCUGAAAGAGCUUUACUAAUCUAGUGGUUCACAGCCUUGUCCUUGUAGCACACCAGUGGCCCAGGUUUGGUUAGUAUCCCUACAGAAAAAAAUAUUGGGAAAUGCCUACAUCCUAAACUGUUGGUGCGCUAUAAGGACUGCGUUGGGAAACAUUGCACUAGACCAUUGAAAUCAGACUCAUCUGUCGCCUAAACCUUAGUUAUUAGGUUAUUUGGUUCUGGCGAUAUUUUAAGUUUAAAGGAACGUUAUAGUGUUAGGAAUAGAAAUCUGUAUUCCUAACACUAUAGUGGCACUGUCCCUAGGUAGAUACAGCUCCUCGCCUUAUACAAUAAGUAUUACUUACCUUUUUCCAGCACUGAGGCUUCCUCGGCGCUGCUCACCUCUCCACCUCCUGAGACGUCUUCACAGAGGCAUCACGCGGAAGCCAAUGGUCCAAUCCAAUGCUUGUCAUAGAGGAGCACUAGGGAUGUGAUGCACAUUCACAGUGAGUUCAGCACAUGCAUCCAAGCUCCCACAUAGGAAUGCAUUGUGUUCAUUGCUUUUCUAUGGGCUUCCAUGAGCAAGUUUUACCAGAGGUAGAUUGUUUUACAUUGCAGGGUUAACGACAGGGACUCGGCACCCAGAUCAUUUUACUGAGAUGUAGUGGCCUGGGUAGGUUUAGUGUCCCUUUAAUAUAAUAAGGGAUAUAGUAAUUAUAUUAUGGAUUCCAAGAACCCCCUGUAAUCAAUAUGUUAUUAAUAAGCAAAUUAGAAAUAUGUAUUUAAUCUGAAAAUGUAACUGUAAUAGAAGCGUUGUAUUCUUGUUAUUGCAUUGCACAUUCUAACUAAAAAAUACAGAAUAGGGGGACACAGAAUAGGGGGACACAGAAUAGGGGGUGGGAGGGAUUUUGAAUUCAUUUAUUUUCGACAUGUUUGAUAUUGUGCAUGCAAAUUGCAAUGCUUCUUAUUUCAGUGUAUUUGUUUACACAUAUUUUAAUUGCUAGGCACACACACACAGAAUGGCUGUAAAAACAAUAUCACAGACAGUGCUCCCUAGUUGGUGCAUUUUAAACAUUUUGUUUUAGAGCAGUCUUCUAAUUCUGGAACAAUCAGCAGGGACAUACCAUUGGUUCCCAUGGUGAUUGCAGCAAAACUGUCCUUACAUAACCUCAGUUUAUUAAGUAUUCUGCCAAGAAAGACACAUGGUAGUUGGCAUUUGUCUAGUUCUGUUGCAGAAUACUCUCUACCUAUAGUAUUUAUCAUUUCCUGGACAUGGAUUUGAUCCUCAUUUAUAAUACCUGAAGUGCAUUGUUCAUUUAACAUGAAUUAAUUCAGGACAUGAUUAAGCAAAUACCUUUACUUCAUGACAACCCUGGAACAUCAUUUUUUAUGAAGGGAUUAACCUAUCUUGCCAGGUAAUCGCCAGUUUGGCAGCUCCCCUGUGUGCAAACAUUUCCUCGGUAUCACUGUGUAAGCAUUUCAGUUUAAAAGCUAUUGCUUGCCAAUGUUUCAUUUAUGGAUUUUAACAUUUUUUAUUCUGUUUAUUUACCUUUUCCUCUGUCCCAGACUGUAGAAAUGUUUUUGGAUGUCUUUUCUCUAUUGUCAUCUAAAUGUGUAUUUCCAGAAUUAGUUCUCAGCAUUGCCUAGUUUAAUAAAUAAUGCUUGCAGUGUAUACCCAAAGCAUUUACAAGUGUUUUCAUGCCUCCCAAAAGACCCAGAUCCGGUGGGACUGAAACAUAGAAACAUAGAAUGAGACGGCACAUGAUAACUUAGUGAAUAACUCUGUUGGAGUCUUACAUAUUUAUUCACUAAAGUGAGUAUUCAAAGUGAAUUUAAAAUUCUAGGCCAAAGUAGCCAAACAACUUUUCCAAGACAGUUCUAACAGAGCCUAUGGUUCUAUUUAAAUAGAAAUGCGGUUUCACGGCUCCAAGCCCAUCUACUAAGGGGUCAAUAACGCCAACCGCUAUAUGGAGCUGGAAUGCCUAAUACUUACCAGAUAUCCUGCUGUAAGUGUACGUUUACAAAAUCACUAGCUGAAUACAAUAUGAAUAUUGUUUCUUUCUUAAAUGAAAGAUCCAGCUCAUUUGCCACAUGGACAUUAGCAACACAGCUGACUUUAAUAACUUCUCCAAUAUGGUUACUUUGGCCUUAAACUUGAAAGUUGCUGUAAAUUCUCACUUUGGUGAAUAUUGCGGUCUGUUUUUAGUCUGCUUUUCCUUCAGUGGUAAGAGGAGCGUUGUGUACUUUUCACUGCCAUAUUCACAGAUGGACCUUCUUGUGUCCAGGCUGUAUGACCUGUAAUGAUUGCCUGCCAGACUGUGUGCCUUUGGCUGCCCUUUCCUACAUUAUCUACGGAUGAAGGAAUGGCAGCUUACUAGAUCUGCUGCUAACCAUUGGUUAUUAUUAAAUAAAUUUUCUGUAGAUUUUGACUGAAAGUGUGAGAACUAUCAUAUAAUUGCUGUGAACGUUUGUAAAAUUCACUCCAUAUUUCCAAAUCACUACCUCCUACAAAGCUGUAUGACUUGAACGAAAAUAAUUUUAAAUUUAAAAAGCUAUUUUUUUAUAAUCGUGUGUGUUUGCCAUAGUUCAGUAAAACUAAGUACCAAAAUGAUCCAUGAAAGACUACUCAAACCCCACAGGAUUUCUGGAUUACUGUAUUGUGUUUAUUAUUGGCUGUCCUUGAGGACUGAUAUCAAUAACCAGAUUUUGUUUAUUGGUGGCUGUCCUUAACUCCAGGAGGACUGAUAUCAAUAACCAGAUUUUGUUUAUUAGUGGCUGUCCUUAACUCCGGGAGGACUGAUAUCAAUAACCAGAUUUUGUUUAUUAGUGGCUGUCCUUAACUCCGGGAGGACUGAUAUCAAUUACUAGAUUUUGUUUAUUAGUGGCUGUCCUUAACUCCGGGAGGACUGAUAUCGAUGACCAGAUUUUGUUUAUUGGUGGCUGUCCUUAGCUCCUGGAGGACUGAUAUCGAUGACCAGAUUUUGUUUAUUGGUGGCUGUCCUUAACUCCGGGAGGACUGAUAUCAAUAACCAGAUUUUGUUUAUUAGUGGCUGUCCUUAACUCCGGGAGGACUGAUAUCAAUUACUAGAUUUUGUUUAUUAGUGGCUGUCCUUAACUCCGGGAGGACUGAUAUCGAUGACCAGAUUUUGUUUAUUGGUGGCUGUCCUUAGCUCCUGGAGGACUGAUAUCGAUGACCAGAUUUUGUUUAUUGGUGGCUGUCCUUAACUCCGGGAGGACUGAUAUCAAUAACCAGAUUUUGUUUAUUGGUAGCUGUCCUUAACUCCGGGAGGACUGAUAUCAAUAACCAGAUUUUGUUUAUUAGUGGCCGUCCUUAACUCCUGGAGGACUGAUAUCGAUUACCAGAUUUUGUUUAUUAGUGGCUGUACUUAACUCCGGGAGGACUGAUAUCAAUAACCAGAUUUUGUUUAUUAGUGGCUGUCCUUAACCCCGGGAGGACUGAUAUCAAUUACUAGAUUUUGUUUAUUAGUGGCUGUCCUUAACUCCGGGAGGACUGAUAUAUCGAUGACCAGAUUUUGUUUAUUAGUGGCUGUCCUUAACUCGGGAGGACUGAUAUCGAUGACCAGAUUUUGUUUAUUGGUGGCUGUCCUUAACUCCUGGAGGACUGAUAUCAAUAACCAGAUUUUGUUUAUUGGUAGCUGUCCUUAACUCGGGAGGACUGAUAUCAAUAACCAGAUUUUGUUUAUUAGUGGCGUCCUUAACUCCUGGAGGACUGAUAUCGAUUACCAGAUUUUGUUUAUUAGUGGCUGUCCUUAACUCCGGGAGGACUGAUAUCAAUAACCAGAUUUUGUUUAUUAGUGGCUGUCCUUAACUCUGGAGGACUGAUAUCAAUUACUAGAUUUUGUUUAUUAGUGGCUGUCCUUAACUCCGGGAGGACUGAUAUCGAUGACCAGAUUUUGUUUAUUAGUGGCUGUCCUUAACUCCGGGAGGACUGAUAUCAAUAACCAGAUUUUGUUUAUUAGUGGCUGUCCUUAACUCCGGGAGGACUGAUAUCAAUUACUAGAUUUUGUUUAUUAGUGGCUGUCCUUAACUCCGGGAGGACUGAUAUCAAUGACCAGAUUUUGUUUAUUGGUGGCUGUCCUUAACUCUGGGAGGACUGAUAUCAAUAACCAGAUUUUGUUUAUUAGUGGCUGUCCUUAACUCCGGGAGGACUGAUAUCAAUUACCAGAUUUUGUUUAUUAGUGGCUGUACUUAACUCCGGGAGGACUGAUAUCAAUAACCAGAUUUUGUUUAUUAGUGGCUGUCCUUAACCCCGGCAGGACUGAUAUCAAUUACUAGAUUUUGUUUAUUAGUGGCUGUCCUUAACUCCGGGAGGACUGAUAUCGAUGACCAGAUUUUGUUUAUUAGUGGCUGUCCUUAACUCCGGGAGGACUGAUAUCGAUGACCAGAUUUUGUUUAUUGGUGGCUGUCCUUAACUCCUGGAGGACUGAUAUCAAUAACCAGAUUUUGUUUAUUGGUAGCUGUCCUUAACUCCGGGAGGACUGAUAUCAAUAACCAGAUUUUGUUUAUUAGUGGCCGUCCUUAACUCCUGGAGGACUGAUAUCGAUUACCAGAUUUUGUUUAUUAGUGGCUGUCCUUAACUCCGGGAGGACUGAUAUCAAUAACCAGAUUUUGUUUAUUAGUGGCUGUCCUUAACUCUGGGAGGACUGAUAUCAAUUACUAGAUUUUGUUUAUUAGUGGCUGUCCUUAACUCCGGGAGGACUGAUAUCGAUGACCAGAUUUUGUUUAUUAGUGGCUGUCCUUAACUCCGGGAGGACUGAUAUCAAUAACCAGAUUUUGUUUAUUAGUGGCUGUCCUUAACUCCGGAAGGACUGAUAUCAAUUACUAGAUUUUGUUUAUUAGUGGCUGUCCUUAACUCCGGGAGGACUGAUAUCGAUCACCAGAUUUUGUUUAUUGGUGACUGUCCUUAACUCUGGGAGGACUGAUAUCAAUAACCAGAUUUUGUUUAUUAGUGGCCGUCCUUAACUCCGGGAGGACUGAUAUCGAUUACCAGAUUUUGUUUAUUAGUGGCUGUACUUAACUCCGGGAGGACUGAUAUCAAUAACCAGAUUUUGUUUAUUAGUGGCUGUCCUUAACCCCGGCAGGACUGAUAUCAAUUACUAGAUUUUGUUUAUUAGUGGCUGUCCUUAACUCCGGGAGGACUGAUAUCGAUGACCAGAUUUUGUUUAUUAGUGGCUGUCCUUAACUCCGGGAGGACUGAUAUCGAUGACCAGAUUUUGUUUAUUAGUGGCUGUCCUUAACUCCUGGAGGACUGAUAUCAAUAACCAGAUUUUGUUUAUUAGUAGCUGUCCUUAACUCCGGGAGGACUGAUAUCAAUAACCAGAUUUUGUUUAUUAGUGGCCGUCCUUAACUCCUGGAGGACUGAUAUCGAUUACCAGAUUUUGUUUAUUAGUGGCUGUCCUUAACUCCGCGAGGACUGAUAUCGAUGACCAGAUUUUGUUUAUUAGUGGCUGUCCUUAACUCCGGGAGGACUGAUAUCAAUUACUAGAUUUUGUUUAUUAGUGGCCGUCCUUAACUCCGGGAGGACUGAUAUUGCAUGCAUGGGUUAAGACGCUGUGCAUGUGAUUACUGAGCUUACACUCCCAUCCAGCUGUUGAAUCUACCUCCAGAAGUAGAAAAUAUAAAUAUAUAUAGUCCUCUAUAUUGUUAAUGUUUUACUCAUCUGUUAUAGCUAAAAAAAAAAAAAAGAAAAACCUGCAUCUUUUAUUUCUGAUAAAAUGUCAGCCAUUUAAAUGUAGAAAUAUCAUUAUAUGUUAUGACUUUGAAUAUUGAAUUUAUUUAUGAAUGUAUUAAUUAUAUUUAUAAUUAUUCUGUGUUUUGAUGCCUCAGAUGGCACGGUGCAUUUUGUGCAUUCACAGCAAUGGAAAAUGUUUGUGUUCAUUACCUAAACAAACAUAAGGAAUAUUUUAUUUAAUUAUAAAAUGGGCUGAUGUAUGAAAUGCAUAAUGUAUGUAUUUACUCAUUAUAAAAGUAUAGAUUAUAUUAGUUUUAAAGUACACGCCAUUAUCUAUGUUUAGUAAAACAAUGUAUUAUUUAUGCAUACGC